AUGGCCGCAGGCGCCCUCCUGCCGUGCCCGCGCCCGUGCCCGUGCCCGAUGUCCCAGCAGGACUUCCUCAAGGCCUCACACUUCUCGCUGGGGCCCGACAUGCAGCUGCACGAGGGUACCAUGCACACCACGUCGCACCGGGACUUCGCCUACCCGACUGCCACCCGGGAGCCGCCGAGCCUGCAACAGCCGCCCGCCCUGCUUUUCCCAACGGACCCGCGCUGGGACCGGGAAGAGCGUGUGUCGGAGGCGCGCCGCGCGUUCCCGCCGCCGUCGACGCCGCCGUGGGAGCUGCUGCAAGCGCAGGCGCGGGAACGCACUCUCGCCAUGCGGGCCAGCAACUUGCACCUGCACGAGGACGCGCACGCCGGGAUCGGCCUCUCCAACGCGCGCGCCGCCUACGGCUGGCCCGACCUGCCGGCGCGCGCCCGAGAGCGUAUCCGCGGCGCACGCCUCAUCUUCGACCGCGACUCCUUGCCGCCCGGCGACCGCGACAAGUUGCGCAUCCCGCCCACCACGCACCAGGCGCUCUUUCCACCCCACGACGCGCGCCCGCAGCCUCGUGCGCCCAGUCGCCACCUCGGAGGCCCCAACACCCUCAAGUGGGACUACACAAGACAAGAUGGGACUUCCUACCAAAGACAGUUCCAGGCCCUGCCAGGCCCACCUGCCUUGAUGUGUAAGAGGGCCUCCUCCAGAGUGGAGCUGGGAGACUGCAAGAUCAGCUAUGGAUCGAUGUGUUCGGAGCAGAAACAGGCCUACAAGCCCCAGGGUCUGCCUGAAGAUAGGUAUGACAAGGCCCAGGCCGCAGCCCACAUCCACUAUGUAAAUAUCCGUCCUGGUGACGGCCUCUUUCACAACAGAACCACCAAGGCCGAGCACUUCUAUGCCCGGGAGCCAGAACCUUUUGUUCUUCACCACGAUCAGACUCCAGAGUCGCACAUCCUGAAAGGAAAUUGGUGCCCCGGCCCCGGCAGUCUGGAAACCUUCAUGCAGUACUUCUACGGCCAGCCACCUCCCGCGACACAGCCACCCAGCCGCCACGUGCCUCACGAGAAACUGCAGAGUCACGUGAUCCUAGGGGAGCCAAAGCUACUCAAACGGUUCUUCAAGACCACCAUGGGCUCGGACUACUGCCCCUCAGAGUGGAGGCAGGUGCAGAAAGCGCCCAACCUCCACUUGCAGCAGAGCAACCUGCCGCAGGGGACCGGCGAAUUCGAUUUUUUAACCAUGAACCAGAAGAUGCUGAAGCCACACGGAACAGCUCCGGCCCUGGUGACUGAAGAGAUGCUACAGCGGUGCAAGUACAGUCACAUGGAGCCCCCCCUGGGUGGACUGCGCUUCUUCUCAACCCAAUACAAGGACGAAUUUCCUUUCAAGUAUCAGGGUCCAGCAGCCCUGAGACUGAAAAAUCCUCAGGAGGGCUUCGUGCCCCUGGGCACGCCUCACCAGCACGGCUGCAGGGAGAAGACAGACCCUCGGGCUCCCCAGCCCCCUAUGUACCCGUGCCCCAGCCAGUAA
This is a messenger RNA of Piliocolobus tephrosceles (Ugandan red Colobus), 1521 nucleotides long. RefSeq names its product stabilizer of axonemal microtubules 5 (gene SAXO5). The transcript is spliced from 8 exons. The coding region runs from base 1 to 1521 and encodes 506 amino acids. Lineage: Eukaryota; Metazoa; Chordata; Mammalia; Primates; Cercopithecidae. The record is from RefSeq and is a predicted model, not a curated record.